This is a messenger RNA of Rhincodon typus (whale shark), 852 nucleotides long. It is a transcript of the gene dnase1, whose product is annotated as deoxyribonuclease I. NCBI's taxonomy places the organism in Eukaryota, Metazoa, Chordata, Chondrichthyes, Orectolobiformes, Rhincodontidae. The record is from RefSeq and is a predicted model, not a curated record. Gene Ontology annotation, molecular function: DNA nuclease activity. Gene Ontology annotation, cellular component: nucleus. Gene Ontology annotation, biological process: DNA catabolic process.
CCAGCUAUGAAUCAGUUAAUCACAGUCUUAAUCCUGGCCUAUGCACUGAAUACAGUCAACUCAAUUAAAAUUUCUGCUUUCAACAUUAAAGCCUUUGGAGACAGCAAAAUGUCAAAUGCCACCAUCGCUAACAUCAUUGUUAAUCUUGUUCGAAGGUACGACACUAUCCUAAUACAAGAAGUCCGUGAUGCUGACUUGAAUGCUGUCAGGACCUUAAUGAACAAACUCAAUAGUUCCUCUAAACAAACCUACUCGUACACUGUCAGUGAUCCACUCGGACGCAGUACCUAUAAAGAAAGAUAUCUCUUUGUGUACAGAAAUUCAGUAGUGUCUGUAGUCAACAGUUAUCUCUACAAUGAUGGUUCUGAGAAGACUGGUCAUGACAUUUUCAGUCGGGAACCAUUUCUUGUGAAAUUUUCUUCACGCUAUUCAGACAUUCCUGACUUCAUUAUCAUGCCACAGCACACAUCACCUCCAUCAGCAGUAGAGGAAAUAGAUGCCCUGUACGAUGUCUUUCUUGAUGCCAGGACAAGGUUGGGAACUGACAACAUGCUGAUCAUGGGUGAUCUAAAUGCAGAUUUUUCUUAUGUUAAACCAACUGACUGGGCUCAUAUUCGCCUACGCAAGGACAGCCAGUUCCAAUGGCUUAUUCCGGAUUCUGCAGAUACUACUUCCAUCACUACAAACUGUGCUUAUGACAGAAUCAUAGCUGUUGGCUCAGAUAUGAAAAACGCUGUAAUUGAUGGAUCAGUUGGUAUUUAUAAUUUCACUAAAGUUUUCAGUCUCAACACUAAAAUGACACUCACAGUUAGUGACCAUUAUCCAGUGGAAGUAAGUCUUGGUACUGCUUAA